GGUGAGGCUUCUUCCGGGCACCGCGGAUCCCGGUGGCUUUGCGAGGCCGCGGCCACACACUAGGCCGUGGAGGGGCCGCCGCGCGCUGCACCGGGACGCCUGGGUCCUUAAGUAGGCCCGCGCGUCGCCCCCGCGACUGGAAUCACGGAGGACAUCCCCGGCCUGACCUUGGGGAGGCCGCGAUUCGGCUGCGCGCUCGGGGAUUGGUCGGGCCACCUCAUAGGACGAAUAAUCCCCUAAAUCUAGAGACAAACGUUGCUGGCUGGAGUUUGCUGGACAGCCCCUCCCCCAGCAAGGACACUUCCUAUUCCUUGAGCUCCUCUAGGGCAGCAGUUCAAGACUCCCCACAUCCAGGAAUACUUAGGACCCAGGGCCACAUCUCUUCUUGAAUGGAGAACAGCCUCCCCAGUUUCUGGGGCACCUUGGGGCGUGGCUUGGUGAGUGAAACUUGGGGUGCUGCCUGCUGGGAAGGAACUCAGAAACACAGAGAGGACACUUUGGGGGGGUGACCCAGACCUUGUUAGAUCCUGAGACUUUUGUGUUGUGUGUGUGUGUGUGUGUGUGUGUAGGGGGUGAAUGAACCUGGAUGUGCCUUUCUUCUUUACCCCCAAACUAAAAAAACUGGCUACCGCCCCCUGCCACAUUUGAGGCUACAUGACCACCCGGGAAAGUGGGGAGCCACUUCUGAAUUCAGAAUAGGAUGGCUUCACCAAGCAGACAUCUGUUAUUCUGACCCAAUCUGAGAGUCUGAGCAGUGCCAGGAAGGGGGCCCAGAGUUUUGGGCCUCAGUAAGCACCACAGCCAUGUUUCUCCGACGACUGGGUGGCUGGUUACCUCACUCCUGGGGCCGCCCGAAACCGACGAAGCCCGACCUGUCUGCCCCAGAACUCAGACGGAUGGACAGCUCCCCAGAGAAUUCAGGGAGUGACUGGGACAGUGCCCCCGAAACCGUGGGAGAUGCGAGGCCUCCCAAGGCCAAGGACUCAGAGACACGAAAGAGUCCUGGGACUGCUCCAGAAUCAAGCAGGGGCCCCCCAGUUGCUCACCUGGGGAGCAGAAGAACGGAAUCUCUCAAGUUGGACAAGGCUGUCACUGGCACUGAAGAGUCUGGGAGACUGGAGGCUGGAGGGACCAUUGCCAAACUGGGACAGGAUCCUGUAGACUCAGGCAGUGCCAGGAGAUCCGGGGUGCUCCCCGAAGGGGGACUGAGCCCCCCUGGGUCUGAAGCCCCAGUGGAGAAGCCAGGUCGGCGGCAGAAGCUACUGGGCUGGCUGCGGGGGGAGUCAGGUGGUGGUGCAGGGACUCCUGCACCAUACAUGGGGGACCCAGAGGAGUGUCUGCAGAUCUCCACCAACCUGACCUUGCACCUGUUGGAGCUGCUGGCCUCAGCCCUGCUGGGGCUGUGCUCGAGGCCGCUGCGGGCAGCCUUGGAUGCGUUGGGCCUGCGCGGGCCACUGGGUCUCUGGCUUCACGGGCUGCUGUCCUUCCUGGCUGCCCUGCAUGGGCUGCAUGCCGUGCUAAGCCUCCUUACCGCCCAUCCCCUGCACUUUGCCUGCCUCUUUGGCCUCCUGCAGGCCCUGGUGCUGGCUGUCAGUCUCCGGAAGCCCAGCGGGGAUGAGGAGGCCACUGACUGGGAGAGUGAGAGGUUGGGGAAGGAGGGCGAGGAGCAGAGGGGAGACCUGGGAAAGGGGCUGUGACUGUGGGGUGGGGCGUGACCCAGGACCCUACCCUCAGUGGGAUGGGGGCAAGUGGUGAAGACAGUGUGGACUUCAGGAGGAGAGUG
Messenger RNA from Trichechus manatus latirostris (Florida manatee), 1783 nucleotides. RefSeq names its product chromosome unknown C6orf47 homolog (gene CUNH6orf47). NCBI's taxonomy places the organism in Eukaryota, Metazoa, Chordata, Mammalia, Sirenia, Trichechidae. The coding region runs from base 804 to 1697 and encodes 297 amino acids. The transcript has a single exon. The record is from RefSeq and is a predicted model, not a curated record.